Messenger RNA from Patella vulgata (common limpet), 6139 nucleotides. RefSeq names its product zinc finger protein 423. Gene Ontology annotation, biological process: regulation of transcription by RNA polymerase II. The record is from RefSeq and is a predicted model, not a curated record. Gene Ontology annotation, molecular function: RNA polymerase II transcription regulatory region sequence-specific DNA binding; DNA-binding transcription factor activity, RNA polymerase II-specific. The transcript has 9 exons. Gene Ontology annotation, cellular component: nucleus. The coding region runs from base 393 to 4889 and encodes 1498 amino acids. NCBI's taxonomy places the organism in Eukaryota, Metazoa, Mollusca, Gastropoda, Patellidae.
GCAUGUGAACGACUGUCAUGAUGUCCCCCAAGGGGAACAUGAGAUUAUUUCUGCACGGCGUUCCUGGUAUCCCCCUUGGAGACGUCGAGUUAGAAAUUUAUCGACAGGUAAUCCCUAGAGACGUGUCCUAGUUGAUUUUAGCAGAAUCCAGGGAGCCUGAAUCGUACGCUCCAAUCACGCGGCAGAGCUAUGACUGAGCUAAAAAGGUUGAGUCCCCAGGGGGUGGCCUCAUGGGUGUUGUUAGUUCCCGGGCAAUUCAAUAUUCAUUUUCUGACGUAGCUUGGCCCACAUGCGGCGGCUAGGUUUUCAGGGAAAACAGCUUUGUAUGGUUUGCUAGACGAUCUGUAGAGAUUCAUUCUCAGCUUUCCUUUUUAACAGCUAAGAAGGGGAAAAUGUCGCGAAGGAAACAGGCGCGACCGAAAUCGUGCAAAAAUGAUGAAGACAUUCAGUUGAAUACAGCAGUAAAAGUUACGGAAGAAUGUAAAUUAACGGAUAUAUUGCAGACCUCAAAUGAUGAGAAUGGAGAUGAUGUUGCAGUAGGUCCAAGUGAUGGUAUUGUAUCAACAAAAGCGUACAUAUUUGGUCAUACAGAUUUAUCAGAUGAAGAAAUAUCCACAGCUACACCCAAAGUAUUCCGAUGUGAAUGUUGUUAUGCCACGUUUACAAGUCUCAAUCAAUUUAUGGAUCACAGAAAUUAUGAAUGUUUGGGUGAAGAUGAAUCUAGUAUGGUGUUUGCUGAAACCACAAAUGGUGGAUUUAUUGAUCGAUCAGACACACCUUUAUCUUCUAUAUCCUCCCAGAGUCCUGUUCCAGCAGGUAGUGAACCAAUGUCACCUAAGAGUCAGGGGAUGACACCAGAACAAGUACCAUAUGUAGUCGGAGUCAGUGAUGGUCAUCCAUAUGCUUGUCAAUAUUGUGAGAAGGCAUUUGCUAGAUUAGGUCAUCUAAAGAUACACGAACAGGUUCACUCUGAUCAGUUACCCUUUAAGUGCACCUAUUGUAAUAGGUUGUUUCGACAUAAACGUAGUCGUGAUCGUCACAUGAAGUUACAUACUGGUAUUAAGAAGUACAAAUGCACUGAAUGUACAUCCGCAUUUGCUAGAAGUGAUCACUUAAAGAGUCAUCUGAGGACACAUAAAAAUGACAAGAACACGCAGUGCCCAGUGUGUAAUCGUGGUUUUCAGAACACUGCAGCUUUGACAUCUCACAUGUUCUCUCAACAUAAACCAUCAUCUUCUUCUUCUGAUCAUAAAUGUCUACAGUGUCAGGAUCAUUUUACCAACAUGCAUGAUCUUCAGGCCCAUAUUCUUACCCAUAUCAAAUCAGAACACUUUCAGUGUAGUUAUUGUGGGGACAGUUUUACCACUCAAGAUUCUCUCGAUAUACACAUUGAUACACACUUGUCGGACAAAAAGAUCAAGUGCCCAAUUUGUUUUGAGGAACUGGAUACUACAGAAGAUUUGCUGCAGCACAUGGAAGUUCACAAUGAAACAAUCAACAAUGAAGAUACCUACAGACAUAAUGAAGCCGUUUUUUCCAUUUCGACCAAUGAGAAGGAAGGAUUGGGAGCUGAUAUGAUUACAGUUCCAGCUUUACCAAGCAUAGAUGGUACAGAGAAUCUAAUUUGCCCAUAUUGUAUGGAUGGUGGAUUUGACAAUCUUGAGAUGUUGGAGAUUCAUAUGCAGAGUGUUCAUUCAGUUAAAUCUACAGAAAUCUAUACAUGUAAUUAUUGUAAUGCUCCUUAUCCAAAUCUCUACAGUCUCCAUGCACACAUGAAUGUUGUUCAUAGCAACCAACCAUGUCUAGAUAUUAAAUACCCAUGUAGCUUAUGUACGGAACAGUUUUCAAGCAUAGAAACCUUGUAUAAUCACAAAAAGAAGCAACAUAAAUACAGUAACACUCAAACUCCUGAGCAAGAUUGCUUUUGCAUGCCCUGUGGGAUUGCCUUUCCUGAUAGCGGUUCGUUAGAAGAACACAAGCUUACAUCUCACGUUGGUAUGCUUGAUAAGAAACCGAGAGAGCACAAAUAUAAUACAGAUAGAAAGGCUGCUCUAACAUUUCCCAAAGAUGGCAUAAAUGAUAAACCACAAGUAAAGACUAAACUUGAAAGACACGAUGAGACCAUGGGUAGUGCCACAUGUGACCAAUGUAAUGCUACUUUUCAUGACAUUCAGAACUUCCAAGCACACAUGAAGCUCCACAUGGAUUCAGUGAUGUCCAAGUUUUCAUGUCAGCAGUGUAAUCAACAUUUUCCCACUGAAGAACUACUAGAAAGUCAUUCAGCUAUGCACUACCUAUCACUAACCACAGAGUAUGGGUGUACUAGUUGUAUGAAACUCUUUACAAAACCAGAUGAACUUCAGAAACACUUACUAGAUAUACAUGCACAUCAUUUGUAUAGGUGUUCUUUAUGUAAAGAAAUAUUUGACUCUAAAGUGAACAUACAGGUUCAUUUUGCCAUCAAACACAGCAAUGAAUGUAAACUCUAUAAAUGCACCCAGUGUCAAAAUGUGUUUCGUUCAGAGAUGGAAUGGCAAGUGCAUGUUCGUGUGAAUCAUCUGAAAAUGGCCAAACCCUAUCGUUGUUUGUUUUGUAAGGAGAGUUUCUCUAAUGAAAUGGAGCUUCAGUGUCACUUAACAACACACAGUAAACCUUUUAAGUGCUCAAUGUGUGAUGAAGCAUUUCAUAUUGAAUAUAUGUUGGAUCAACAUCUACAAGCAGUACAUGGUGACACCAUCAGUCCCACAAAACAGACCAUAGAAUCUUCUCCCAAACCAAGUGAAACAAAACCAUUUCAGAAAGUUUCAGACCAAUCAAGUCCUAUUCUUUCAGCUACUUUAUCCAGAUCAUGGGAACAAAGUCCUUCAGCCAAAAGUAGUCCAUCUCACCCCAACUGGACCAUUCCUAAAAGCAGUCCAGUGAGUCAGAUGUCACCAAGUCAAGUUGCUUGGGGGGCUUCUAGUCCUGGUGGGAAUCAGACUAAUGCUCAUCUACCUACAUGGAAUGCCACUAGUCCUGUAUCAGCAUCUACAACCAGAACACCACCCAGCAAUAUCUGGAAAAAUGUUGAACCUUUACAUAUUUGUAAUAUAUGUGACAUGAAGUUUAGUGAAAUGUCUUUGUUACAACUUCACAAAGUCCAAGAUCAUGGUGUGAAAACAUCUAAACAAGUCAACCUGUCUGGUAUAUUAAAUAUUCCCAAUGACAAGAUACCGAACAUGAAUCAAGCAAUGGUUUCCUCACUAGCCAUGGAUAAACCAACAUCUUCUUGUACCUUCUGCAGCCAAGUCUUCAAAAAUAAAAAUGAAUAUGAAAAACACAUGAAAAUUCACAUCAAUAAUGGCAACUUGAAAUGUAAUAUUUGUGAUGAGGUGUUUCCUACUCCUGAUAUUUUGGCAGAACAUAAGUUACAACAUUGUAAGAUUCAACAAGGUAAUGCUUGUGUUAUAUGUAAAGUUGGGUUAAAAUCAGAAGAUCAGUUUUAUAUUCAUUCCCAGGAACAUGGUUACCAAGGUUCUUUAUUACAGUGUAUAGUGUGUAGACAGACACUAGCCUCUUUAGUGGAACUACAGAUGCAUGGAAAACAUCACUUCCAGAAUAAACAGAACUUCUCUACCUGUUGUGUUUGCUUAAAGAGUUUUGAUUCCAAAGAAAAUUUGAUUUCUAAGUUAAAUUCGACCGGUCGAACAUAUUAUGUGUGCAAGCCUUGCUAUCAUGGAGAAAGUGAAGAAUUUAAAUGUUCCAAAUGUACACACACAUUCACAUCAAAUUCUCAACUAGAGGCUCACAUGCAAACCCAUCAACAGUCAUUUCAGUGUAUUAAAUGUCAGCAGAGUUUUAGUUCAGAAUAUGAAAUACAGCUUCAUGUAGCUACCCAUAUGAUGCAAGAAGGAAUAUUACAUGAAUGUAAACUAUGUACGCGGACAUUUGAUUCUCCUGCUAAACUUCAGUGUCACUUAAUAGAGCAUACAUACGAAAAUAAUUCAGAAAUAAUUUGUUGUGUCUGUUGCAAGUUAUUUGCAUCUGCUUUAGAAAUACAAAGUCAUGCUCUAGAACAUGGCGGCAGUGCUAAGAAGUAUGCUUGCGGAAAGUGUGAACAAAAAUUCUUUUUUAGUGCUGAAUUGGAGAAUCAUUAUUUAACAACAGGUCAUGGUCCUUCUACAGAUGGACUAGAAUGUCCAGAAUGUCAUAAAACAUUUGCUAACAGCGUUAACAUGAUGAAUCAUCGUAGAAUCCAUGAAAAGAAGGAAAAUGUCAUCAAAUGUCUGUUAUGUAAAGAAUUAUUUACCACUGUGUUCUCCAUGCAGCAGCAUUUCUUCAGUAGCCAUUCACGUACAGAGAUAGAGAAGGAGAAUAAAGUUUUCCAGUGUAACCAGUGUGAUCAGGAAUUUCCUUGUUUAAGUAAUCUUCAAGGUCAUUUACGUAGUCAUAAACCAGGUAACCAGUUUCCAUGUCCAGUAUGUAAUAAGAUGUUUGCUUUAGCCAGAAAUUUAACGAUACAUAUGAGGUCACAUAGUGGAGAAAAACCCUAUGAAUGUCCGAUAUGCAACAAAAGAUUUUCUAGGAAAGAAAAUAGAAAACAUCACAUGAAGUCACAUAAUGCCACUAAACCAUUUUUAUGCCCAGUUUGUGGAAAAACAUUUACUAGAAAGUGUCAUGUAAAAGAUCAUAUGAGAACCCAUUAUUCACAGCAAGACGCGGUUGCAAAGCUAGAACUGUCUAAUUUAGAGCUUGAUUUACCCAGUGAUACAAGUGAAGAUGCUAGUUUAAAUGGACUAUUGGGAAGUGAUGAACAAUCAGAUCUGGAUGAAUCACAAACAGAAAAUGGAAUUCAGGAUGAAGAUGAACAGAUUAUGCCAAAAAAGAUAAAACUGGAAGUUAUGCCUUAAUUUUCCCUUUAUUAACUUUGUCAAUUACUGUAGUUAACCUGUGAAAUAACAUACUGAACCAGUGCACCAACUCAAAACAAUAUAACUUUCAAAAUUUAUACACCCACAUUGAAAUUAAUGUGCUCAUAUAUUGUCUUUAUAUCCAUGUCUGUCUAUUGUCCACAAUUGUUUGCAGCUAAAGUUGCAUGGUUAAAUUAGAGACAACCGUUACUAACUGCUCAGACAAUUUCAGCCACAGAUUACCUAUUUGAGGGUGCCCCACACCUACCUCUGCAGAUGUUCACAGUCAAAUGAAAAUUUCUCAAGUUAUUACCUAACAGAUCCAAUGCACAUGAAAGGACAUCAGUAGCGGGCAUUUGCUUAUAAAUAGCUAAGCAUGUGAUAUUAUCUAGAUACAUAAUAGAAUCUAGAGUCUGAAUCACAGUCAUAUUUAGAUAGUCGUAGUGACAACAAAUUUAUUAAAUUGUGUUUGGUUUAUUGUGCAGUUUUAAUAACUGUACCAUUUGGAGUGGCAUCUUUUGUGUUUAGUAUAUCACUGAAGAACGUGUGGUAGGCAAGAAUAUAAUACUAGUUGUAUUGUUGACUUGAAUUGGUUAUGAUUUCUAUCUAGUUUUAUAUAAUGUUUCUUAUGAAAAUUAUCUUGAUAAUCAAGGCUCAUCAUCAAUCAGCCAGGGAAUGGUAUGUGGGCUGGUUUAGUGUGACUAAUUUAAAAAAAACCAAGGGUACACAACACCAAAGGCAUUGAAAAAUCCUGAAAAUUCAUAUGAACCCUUAUAUACCAGACAGACAAAUGGAUGUAUCUGAUGAUGAAAUAAAGCAUGAAGGGCCAUUUUUGGGAUGAUUUACAUGUUAAGACGGAAUCAGGCAGGGUUGUUGUUAGGUAUAAAUACGUGCAUGUCAAUAGUUUUUGGGAUUAUUUUCAAUAGUUUUUGGAGACUAUAUUGAAGAUAUAUUAAGUGGUGUUUUGAGUGGUAUUUAGUACUUAAGAGUAACACACUGAAAUUUAUAUAUAUAAGGAAUAACAAUUACCAUUUUAUAAACAUCUAACGUUUCAAUGAUGGACCAAUGAUCAUCGAAACAUUACAUGUUUGUAAACCAGUAAGUGUGCUAUAUUUGAAUUAUGUUAUUUAUUAAGAGGAAGAUCAAAAAGUGUAAAUUCACAUUUUAUUUGUAAUAUUUAAUUGUUAAGUUUUGUAUUUUGGUUAAGCUUUUAUUGUUAAUAUUUAGACUGAUAUUGCUGUUUUGUAAAC